GUCUGCACUAAAAGGCGAUGACAUUCGUCGGCGCUGCGGCCCCCUGUGAUGCGUGGUCCGAAUGGCAGCGCUCAGCUGACGGUUGUAGAAAGGGCGUUGCACCGAGACUCGUAACCAAUGCGCGCAGCGCCGCGGCCAAGCGGAGACCAGAACCAUUGGUCACCACGACGACUGCCAACGAAGCUCAACAUCACUCCUUCGCACCACGCACGAGCUCCGCCGCCGCCGAGGAGCCUCUCGCCUGGCCCCUUCCUCCGAUGAGGGCGCUCCACUCGCUGCCGCCCAUGACAUGAUCCCAGCGCGACGACGACAUGGCUUCUCCGCACUCGACCCCGGGCUCGCCCCGGACCUCGUCGCCGCUGGCCUUUGACGAGGACACGGCGCAGUCGCUCUCGUCCUCGCCGGGCGACGCGCACCCGACCGCGACACCGCGCAACCCCGACGAUGCCUGGCCGAGCCACCGUGCCGUGCCCAGCGCCGUCGGCGCAUCAUCCGCCGGGGAGCUGGCGCUGCAGGCGCCCAAGGGCAAAGAGAAGGCAGCCAAAGGGCCGCUGCGACUGCUGGACCUGCCCGUCGACGUCCUGAAGGAGAUCAUACACCAGCUGCCGCACACAAACGACCUCACGUCGCUCUCGCUCUGCCACUCGGCCCUCCACCGCCUCACCAUCCCGUGCAUCUACUCGCGCUUCGACAUUGUCUGGCCCGACGAGAGCACGCACAUGGAGCCGCGCUCCGGCGUCGACGCCCUCACCUACGGCCUCGCGACCCUGGUCAUGGGCGACGAGUGCUUCCCCCACCAGAGCCAACGCUACCGCGAGCACGCCGCCCACGCCCCGACGGCCAAACCCACCACGCCGUACCCCGUCCCGCGCCGCCGCUUCGGCAACUACUAUGGCCAGUUCACCAAGAAGUUCUCCCUUGGUAACGGCCCACAAGCGUGGGUACAGGAGUACGUCAUCACAAAAGAGAGCGGCAAGAUGCUGGGGACACUGGUGGCUCUCGCCAUCGCACGCAUGAUCAACCUCGAGACGUUCGUGUGGGACAUGCCCACCGGCGUGCUGCGAGACGUGUGGCUCGCGCUGUCAAGCCUUGCAGGCCGGAACGAUGGGGAGGACUGCCGUCUGGAGCGUCUAUGGAUUCGUUGGCACGACAAUACAAUCGAUGCACCCGUGCCUCCACCCGCGCCCCCCAUGAUACUCAACAAUGCAAAUCUUCCAGCGCCUCCAAAUACCACACACCCAAGCGGUCCUGGCUCUGUUCCACCACCAGUCAUUGUGCCUCAACCAUUCCCUGCAAGCAGCGUUUCAGCGUUAGAGCGCGUCGAGCAUCCUACCUUCUCCGUCAUUCCUGCGUUGAAAAGCCUGAGCGUGUUGGACGUUGACGAGCUCCCCUAUCUGGACGAGAUGAGCAUCCUUAUUGCGAGAUCCCAGAAGAAGUUGCGCGAGCUUCGUGUCGGUAUUGCUCCGCAUGCACAGCAACGAGACUGGGUGACCGUUUGGGAUGGCGAUGGGCUUCAACAGAUCGACUACAAUGCCGCGACAACGGCAUCAAGCUCUAUUGGCGAGAAGAGAUUAGGAGGUGUACUUGGCGUGCUGGUAGGUCGCAUCCACAAUAUGCGCCAUUCUGAAGAAUCGCCUCGGAAACCCAGUGCCACUGGAGUGCAGGGCCGGACAGAAACAACGCCUCUGAAGCCGACAGUGUCAAACUCUCUCUCCUCAACAGCGUCGAUCCCAAUACAGGACAGGGACUCUGAGCAAGACGUCGAUCACUUCGGAAAUCCAAUGGAAGGCUCGACCAUCACAGAGGGUAUCAGUCUGUACAACGAGCAAAUGCCAGCUAGUGCAGAACCAGCGACCCCGACAGCAAGCUCACCCACGACGCCGGCAAGAAAAGUUAAUCUCUCGGAGCGGCCGAAAGCUGGAGAUCGCACAGAUGAGCAAGACGAGUCGCAAGAGGAGCUUUUAAAUGGGAAGCUGAAGCUAGAGGUUCUGGAGCUUGAACGCAUACCGCUCUCUGUGUCUGUGCUGAGAAGGGCAUUCGACUGGUCAAUUCUCUCGACGUUGACUCUUCUCCAUUGCAGCAACCACGAGCAGUUGUGGAAGGUUCUCCGUCGGACCUACACACCCCGCGCCAGCUAUUCUGGAUCGCCAUCUUCGUCGAAGGCCUACAAAGCAUCCUAUACGCUUCGUUCUGACUACCAGCUGAAUUUGAAGCGGAUUCAUACCAACACUGUUUCACCAUCGCUCAUCUCGUUUCUCAAGGAAACCUUGGCGCCUAAUAGUCUUGAGGUACUCUUCUUGCAGGAAGGCCGAUCAUAUUCGUCGACGGUGACAGUGGACGCCAUAUACCGCGGUCCCAUGCGGCGCCAUAAGGCAAGCCUCAAGAAGUUGAUGAUCGACAGUAGUGAGAAAGGACCAGAGGGACACACGACAGCGAGUUCAAGAUGGCGACGAUGGAUGAUGAACAGAGAGAUCUUAACAUUCAUCACCAGCGGAAGAAUGAGCAGUCUUAGAGAGCUGGCGGUCUCGAUCGACUAUAAAGACUGGCACCACUUCCUUCAGCGCUUGCCUUUCAUCCCGCACAUCCGUUCCCUAUACAUCCCUUUCAUCGCCGACCAUGCACAUGGCAACAACAUUGAUCCACGCGAGCUUGCCUAUCAAAUCCUUGACAUUGUCCACUUGCGCCCAGAGAUCGAGCUCUGCUACAUGGGACUCACACACAAGUGUUUUGAAAUCUUGGAAAACCGACCGACGAAUUAUGAUUUACGAAGUGACAGUAUGAGUGGAGAGGCUGGUGCCGGCGCACAUGGCUACAUUGGCCACGACCCUGUAAUCAUUAGCGAUGAUGAGAGCGAAGUUAUUGAAGACGAUGACGAUGAUGACGAUGACGGCGGCAUGGGUCACGCUGGAGAGGAGACAGAGAGCGAAGGCAGUGACGGGGGCCAUGAACAGGAAAGCGAUGAUGAGUCACUUCUGUAUGAGGAGCAUAGAGGACCAAAGCUCAGGGUGCGAGAGAUCCUUUUUUACGAGGAAAGAGUGGAGGCCUUCAGGAGAAGGCAUGGAGUGCUGAGGCCCUAAGUGGAAAACAGUUUCACGGGACGUUUUGAUGCACAUGAGCAGUUCUUGAUGUACUGCAUUUCGGGACAUGGAGCGACACGGAAGGCGUGGUAUUGGCGCACAGGUUGAGGCAUCCCUCCUUGGGGUCUCUGGUUUUGGUUGGUUUCCUUAUGGUUUUGAUGAGCGAUUGUAAAUCUAGAUCCCACGUGGAUGACUUUAGCAAUAAGCCAAAGUCUAAUGCAUUGAUUGCUACUU
This is a messenger RNA of Boeremia exigua, 3311 nucleotides long. RefSeq lists its product as uncharacterized. The record is from RefSeq and is a predicted model, not a curated record. The transcript is spliced from 3 exons. NCBI's taxonomy places the organism in Eukaryota, Fungi, Ascomycota, Dothideomycetes, Pleosporales, Didymellaceae. The coding region runs from base 312 to 3077 and encodes 921 amino acids.